GCCUGCCAAGCUGCCCUUGUCCAGCUACCUGGUCUGAGCAUCAGGUCCCAUUGCAAAAAGGUCUUCGUGUCCCCCUGGGCCAGUAGCAGAAGAGCAGGAACCCCUGAGCUGCGGUUGUCAUAGAUCGGCUAGCUGGCAGAAGAAAAAGCUUGGAAUUCACCUCAAGGGCUUAGAAGCAGGAGGCGGUGCAGCAACCCAUACCCUACCUGUCAGCAGGAGCUACGAAGGGAAGGGCCUGGCCUCUGCCUCCCCACAGCUAUGGACUGACAAGUGGUGCAUGCUGAGGGGCUCUCUCUCUCUCCAGUGCUGCAGAGAGUGUGGGCUUCACCAUGCUGGCACCAGGCGGUGGCCCAGAGCAGAGGAGCAAGCUUGUCCUGCAGUGGAGGCAGGUCUCCUGGAUCACCUGCUGGAUUGCCCUGUGUGCUGUGGAGGUGCUUCCUGCCUGCCCUUUUUCCUGCACAUGUGACAGUCGCAGCCUGGAGGUGGACUGCAGUGGCCUGGGCCUCACCACUGUACCCCCGGAUGUGCCCGCUGCCACCCAGAGCCUUUUGCUCCUCAACAAUAAGCUGAGUGCCCUGCCAAGCUGGGCAUUCGCCAACCUGUCCAACCUGCAGCGGCUGGACCUGUCCAACAACUUUCUAGACCAGCUCCCCCGGUCCAUUUUUGAGGACCUGGUCAAUCUGACAGAGCUCCAGCUUCGGAAUAACAGCAUCAGGACCCUGGACAGGGACCUGCUCCAGCACGCCCCGCUGCUUCGCCAUCUGGAUUUGUCUAUCAACGGCUUGGCCCAGCUGCCCCUGGGGCUUUUUGAUGGGCUCCUGGCUCUGCGAUCCUUGUCCCUUCGCUCCAAUCGCCUGCAGAGCCUGGACCGCCUAACGUUUGAGCCCCUGGCAAGCCUGCAGCUGCUUCAGGUUGGAGACAACCCGUGGGAGUGUGACUGCAACCUUCGAGAGUUCAAACACUGGCUGGAGUGGUUUUCCUACAGAGGGGGACGCCUGGACCAGCUUGCCUGUACCCUACCGAAGGAGCUAAGGGGGAAGGACAUGCGUGCAGUCCCCAUGGAGAUGUUUAACUACUGUUCCCAGCUAGAGGAUGAGAACAACCCUGCUGGGCUGGAUGUUCCGGGGCCACCAUGCACCAAGGCCAGUCCAGAGCCUCCUAAACCUAAGCCUGGGGCUGAGCCUGAGCCUGAGCCUAGCACUGCCUGCCCUCAGAAGCAGAGGUACCGGCCCGUGAGUGUGCGACGAGCUAUCGGCACAGUGAUCAUUGCCGGGGUUGUGUGUGGCAUCGUCUGCAUCAUGAUGGUGGUGGCUGCUGCUUAUGGCUGCAUCUAUGCUUCCCUCAUGGCCAAGUACCACCGGGAGCUCAAGAAGCGUCAGCCGCUGAUGGGGGACCCCGAGGGUGAGCAUGAAGAUCAGAAGCAGAUCUCUUCUGUGGCAUGAGAGCUGUCUGUCUGGCCCAGGUAGGACAGCAAGGAGACUCCGUGGGACUGCUACCAAAAGGGCUGCCCUUCCCUCCAUCACAGGCCCUGUCUCAGCCUGACACUGGUACUGCCUCCCUCAGCUCCCUGGUCCCAAUCUCUUUCCAAGUUUCCCAGAAGCUUCCCUCGGGCCAAAGAUUCCCAUGGAAGGCCUUCUUUGGGCCUCUUGUCUUUGGAACACCUGAGCCUCCCUGUGGGCUUCUGGCCACAGGGAGGAAAGAAGCUCCACUAGAGACAUCAUCUGCACCAGGCACUUCCCUCCUGCCCUGGGCUAUCGCAGCUGGUGACGCCCCCUACCUCCUGCUCAUUCCCACUUCAGUCUGCAUUAGGGCCUGGGAGGGAGGGACAGCAGACCCAGAGGUAGAUUCUGUGACUCCUUUCAAAGCCAGGAAGAUAUUCUUGAGUCCUCGCAGUGCAAAGCUUGUCCAGCUCUUAGCAGCUGGUGCCAAUGUGUAAACACCCUAGCCCUGUGAUCUCGGUCCAACACUUAGAAAAACCAAAGUGACUAUAAUGUCCCCUUUGGGUGGAUGUCAUUAUGUACUUUAUUUGCUAUAGACCCCUCUGACUACAUUGCUCCAGGUUUAUGAAUUCUAUCCAUACUUUUUGUUCUAGUGUGAGGUUCUGAGGCAGGGACUUACUCUAUAUACAAAUUCACUGUCAGACACAAGGCAUCAUUGUAAUGGUCCCACAGACCAAGUCUCUCUCUCUCUCUCUCUCUCUCUCUCUCUCUCUCUCUCUCUCUCUCUCUCUCACACACACACACACACACACACACACACACCACACAGAAACAGAGUCCAUGAGAAUUUGGGGCAGAGGCCCACUAUCCCGAGCCUGAAGGCCACAGUCCCUCUUACUUCUUGAUUACAGUCUUCCCAUGUCAUCAGGGGUUGGGUCCUCGACAAUAACACAGGGAUCCUUUGAGACCCUCUAAAGUGGGCCAAAGUAUGCAGUUAGAGGAACCGCCCAUUGCCAUGGCAACCCUAGCACCUCUGCUGCUAGGUUUACCAGAGGUGUGUGUGUAUGCAUGACAGGUUCCAGGCUUCUGAGAGCUCAGUCACAGAUCCUUGGGCAUGCCUGGGAGCCUUCUCCCUGACAGGUUGCAGGUACACCCAGCAGUUUCUACUCCUGCAGUCUGGCUUCUCCUGUGUCCUCUGUCAUCUGCAUCAUUUGUUUGUGACCUCAAGGGCUGGGUCUGAGCUGUGUUCUGAGAUUGGUGGCUCACCUUAAGGAAAGCAGAUGUCAGGCAUUAAGUCCUCAAGAAGGCUGGCUGCCUUCUAACACAUCCCCAACAGACUGCAGGAACUGGAACAGGAUGGCUACAUUCUGUUCAGAGUCCUUGGAGAUGGGGCUUUCUUUCCCAGGGGUUCACCGGCUCUGCCUGGUUUCCUGGGAGUCUGCAAUCACACCUGGAUUAUCCAGGCUAAAAAAUGGUUGCAGUCCUAUUUGGUAUGAGAUUCUUACCCCUGGGCUGUGCACAGUUUCAAGGUCAUUGCCCUUUGUUCUAAACUGCCUCCUCCUUAGAGACUGGAUAACUCGGUAGGAGAUGCCAGACUGAUAUCUUGCCCUGGGAAGGGUCUUGGUAGUAGCCAGAUAGACACUUAGGCACUGAUGAUACACCUAUGAGGGCCUCAGGGCAGCCUCUCAGCCCUCCUUCUGGUCCUCUGCCACCUACUCAACUAGCAGGGGUGAAUACUGGGAGUCUCAGGAGAGCCUUCAAGGUUGCUCUCUGGGUAGACAGAGAGCACAGGCUGCUGUUCAGGAUCACAGGAUCCUCUAGGCUGGGCCACAGUCUUCCUUCCUCUUUUGGCUGGUGGGCCAAUCCCAGAGCCGGGAUUUUCUAAGGGCCUGGGGGAGGGAGGGUGUUGUCAGUGGUGAUAUCUUUAGCCUGAGACAGAAGAUUUUUAAAGGCAAAAUUAUAUUUCUGGUUUGUCGUUUCAGAAGACCAAUAAAGACUAUUUUCCUAUGUA
Molecule: messenger RNA, 3450 nt
Organism: Grammomys surdaster
Lineage: Eukaryota; Metazoa; Chordata; Mammalia; Rodentia; Muridae
Gene: Lrtm2
Product: leucine rich repeats and transmembrane domains 2
Exons: 5
Coding region: 330-1442 (370 amino acids)
Cellular component (GO): plasma membrane
Molecular function (GO): protein binding
Source: RefSeq, a predicted model, not a curated record